CUUUCUUGAAAUUCAAAUGAAUCGGAAUUAAACUAAAGUGACCGACCCAGAAAGAAAGCCUCCACCACCACCUCUCCCUCUCUCUCAUCUCUCUCUCUCUCUCUCUCUCUCUCUCUCUCCGCGUAUACGUACACACUGUAUAUCUAGCACUCCUCCCUUUCUCUCUCUUCUCUCUCUCUCUAGACGCGGUUGCAGGUGCAGCUAUCUAUUGCUGCUGGUGACCUAAUAAGUUUCUUCAUUACUCCUUCAGUUGGGUUUCUUUUGGCAAUUUUCCCUACAGACAAAUUCUCCAAUCAGCAGCAACAAACAAUUUCAGUGGAAAUCCCUAGCUGUUAAUUCAUCUGCAAGCGCAGCACAUUUUCUCUCUCUACUCAAAAUUCGCGCAAUUGAAGAGAUGAAACGGGCGAAUUUAGACCUGUUUGUUUCAGUCAGCAGGCAGAAAUCAAUUAGGGCACUGGUCGUAUUAGGUUUUCUGUACUUACUCCUCGUGUGUUUCGAACUCCCUCUAGUGUUCAGAAACGGGUUGAAUUCGGUCUCCGAAGAAGGUCCGAAUAGCAGCACCGGGUACGGGUUCUUAAAUCCGAAGCCUCCGUUGCUCGAGAGCGAGGAGAAUUUGGAGGAGAAAGCCGCCCCCAUCCGCCCCCUCCACCUCCCUUACCACCAAUCGACGCGCCGUAAAAGCAUCAAGCAAUCGAAUACCUCGCCGCUUUCGAGCUUGAAUUUCACCGCCGGUGCGGUGAAUUUGAGCCUCAAAGGCGGCACGUUGAAGUCCGCCGGAGACGCACUCGAAGUCGGCAGACGCCUCUGGCACGAGCUCGAAUCGAUCGCCCCGAAAAACAGCAGCAGCAAUAAUAAUAAUAAUAAUCUACGAUUUAACGACGGUAGUAGUGGUAGUACUAGUAGUAACAAUAAUCGCGUAAAUAAUUCGGAAUUAUGCCCGCAUUCGGUAUCGGUGACCGGUGAAGAGUUCUCGAAGAAUGGGAGGUUGGUGGUGCUCCCGUGUGGGCUGACAUUGGGGUCCCACAUCACGGUUGUGGGGAAACCGAGGGGGGCCCACGUUGAAACCGAUCCGAAGAUAUCUCUGCUGAAGAAAGGGCAGUAUGUGAUGGUUUCUCAGUUUAUGAUGGAGCUUCAAGGGCUGAAAAUUGUCGAAGGGGAAGAUCCGCCUAGAAUAUUGCAUUUUAAUCCGAGGUUGAAGGGUGAUUGGAGUGGGAAACCUGUUAUCGAGCAGAACACUUGUUAUAGGAUGCAAUGGGGUACUUCGCAACGGUGCGAAGGUUGGAAAUCGCGUGCAGAUGAGGAAACAGUUGAUGAAAUGGCGAAAUGCGAAAAAUGGAUAAGAGACGAUGACAACGGGUCCGAAGAAUCUAAAGCAACUUGGUGGCUAAACCGUUUAAUUGGUCGAACUAAAAAAAUAGCUAUCGAUUGGCCAUUCCCUUUUGCAGAAGGCAAAUUGUUCGUGCUGACUCUUAGUGCUGGCCUCGAAGGUUACCAUGUAAAUGUCGACGGGAGACACGUCACCUCUUUUCCAUAUCGCACCGGAUUCACCCUAGACGAUGCAACGGGAUUAACUCUGAAUGGGGACAUAGACGUACAUUCUGUUUUUGCUGCUUCGUUGCCCACAUCGCACCCAAGUUUUGCUCCUCAAAGACAACUUGAUUUAUCCGAAAAAUGGAAAUCUCCUAUUACUCCAAACGGACCAAUCGAAUUGUUCAUAGGUAUUCUCUCGGCAGGUAACCACUUUGCAGAAAGGAUGGCUGUGAGGAGGUCUUGGAUGCAACAUAGCCUAAUCAAAUCUUCGAACGUCGUUGUCCGUUUCUUUCUUGCAUUGCAUGCAAGAAAGGAAGUCAACAUAGAAGUGAAGAGGGAAGCUGAAUUUUUCGGUGACAUUGUUAUAGUACCUUACAUGGACAAUUACGACCUUGUUGUCCUUAAAACCGUUGCCAUUUGCGAAUAUGGGGUGAGGACGGUCUCUGCGAAGUAUAUUAUGAAGGGCGACGACGACACCUAUGUGAGAGUAGACGCAAUUAUUGACGAAGCAAAGAAAGUACCGGAAAAUCGGAGCUUGUAUAUUGGAAAUAUAAACUACUAUCAUAAGCCCCUUCGCAGCGGUAAAUGGGCAGUUACGUAUGAGGAAUGGCCCGAGGAAGAUUAUCCACCCUACGCAAAUGGGCCGGGCUACAUUAUAUCGUCCGACAUUGCAAACUCUGUUCUUCUAGACUUCGAGAAACAAAAAUUAAGGUUGUUUAAAAUGGAAGACGUGAGCAUGGGAAUGUGGGUGGAGAAAGUGAAUAGCACGAGACGAGUGGAGUACGUACACAGCUCGAAAUUCUGCCAAUUCGGGUGCGUCGAAGAUUAUGUGACAGCUCACUAUCAGUCGCCGAGGCAAAUGAUUUGUCUGUGGAAUAAACUUCGACAGUUAGGAAAGCCUUUGUGUUGCAAUAUGAGAUGACACCUUUGUAAUAAUAACAUAGGGUACCCCUGUCUGAAAAUUGGGAUACUAGAAAUAAACAAAUUUUUGCAGUAGUAGUGUUGUAUCAUAUGUUGUAAAUCUUGUGUUGACUGACCGGUUGCAGCUUUGUUCAUAUUAACUUUCUUUUCUAGU
Messenger RNA from Erythranthe guttata (spotted monkey flower), 2605 nucleotides. RefSeq names its product hydroxyproline O-galactosyltransferase GALT6. Gene Ontology annotation, cellular component: Golgi membrane. Gene Ontology annotation, molecular function: hydroxyproline O-galactosyltransferase activity; carbohydrate binding. The record is from RefSeq and is a predicted model, not a curated record. NCBI's taxonomy places the organism in Eukaryota, Viridiplantae, Streptophyta, Magnoliopsida, Lamiales, Phrymaceae.